Messenger RNA from Cetraspora pellucida, 916 nucleotides. The record is from the annotation of a GenBank genome assembly. Lineage: Eukaryota; Fungi; Glomeromycota; Glomeromycetes; Diversisporales; Gigasporaceae.
AUGUUAUUUCUUAAACCUAAUGUUUCACCUGAAGUAUUUGAAAUUAUUCUCAACUUUUUGUACGGUGGCACAGUUUGCUUGGCAGAACAUGAUACAAAAAUAAUUCUUGACGUACUAAAAGCCACGGACGAGUUUUGUAUAUCUGACCUAUCAGAGUAUAUCCAGGAUUACCUUAUCUGUUAUCCUUGGAGAUUAAUGUCGCAUUUCGUUUUUGUCCACCGAUUUGCUGCCGAGCAAAGCGAACGUUACUUGAAAAUACGAAAAUGUGUUAUUGAGCUUAUCAAAGAAAACCCUGCAACAAUAUUUGAUUCUAGUGAUUUUAUCACAAUAGAGCAAAAUACAUUGGUUUCUUUUUUUCAAAGUCAAAAUUUCUUAAUGAAGCCUGUUGAGAUAUGGAAAAGGAUUAUUGAAUGGGGAAUCGCAAAUACACCGGAUUUACCAAAUCCAAAGACAAAAUGGGAAACAGAAAAUUACUAUUCUUUAGGUGUAUCUAUAAAACCGUUUAUUCCAUUAAUUAGAUUUGAUGAAAUGAGCUAUGAUGAAUUUUUAAGAGAAGUGCAACCUUGGCGAAGUUCAUUGGAUUAUGUGGACCAUGAUUUAUAUGAAAAAGUAGACAAGUCUAUUCAAUUAGUUAGUUAUAAUAACAGACCAGAAAAACUCGAUAUUAACUCAGUUCUUAUUACGACAUAUGACGCAGAAAUAAUUUCGACGUGGAUUAAAAAUAUUUCUUCACUACCUGAAAACUGCAAGCAUAGCUUUAAAUUAAUUUUGCGUGGAUCACAAGAUGGUUUUACACCUAAAAAAUUUCAUGAUCAUUGUGAUGGAAAAGGCCCUACACUCACAAUUUUAAGAGAAAAGCAAUCUGGAGAAAUACUUGGAGGAUAUAACCCUUUAAAUUGGCAUUCAAUGGUGGCCG